ACCUCAUUAAAAAAAUCUACGGUAUAUAUAACUGUCAAAACAUUGUAAAUUUUUACUAAAUUUGACAUUCUAAAAUAAAUGUUGUUCAAUAUUCCUUUUUAAAAUAUAUUUGGCUAAUGAUGUCUGACAAGAAUGACUGCGACCUCUCCGUGGUGUUGGGAGUGCUGGUGGUGUUCGCGCUGCCUCUGACGCUGCUGAUACCAGGGUUCUCGGUAUGGGAGGUGGUACCCAAGGUGCGCAUCACGCGGAUGCACAUCGUCAGCCAGGACCUGACUUGGUCACAGCUUAAUGCUGCUAUAGUCUCGUUGCUGGUGAUAUUCUUCUGCUGUUACCUUGAAAUUCGGAAACGAAAGUUAGACGAUAUGGUAGAAAAAGUGCUAACUGUAAGUCAAGCUACUGAGUCUACGAUGGACGUCGAGCGCGAGAGGCAGGCAGCCGCGGUGAAGGUCUGCGUGGAUCUGCUGGACGCUUCAGCCGAGCACUACGAGAACUUGGUGCUGCUGCGAGAUGAACUCCGGAAGAGGGAGAAACUGAAACAACAGUACCCACCAGCCAUCGAACCAAGCUCCGUCAUCAUGUAGCCAAACCACCGUCCAUACAUAAGCGAAACACGAGACAUUAGAAACACGAUUAGAACAAUUGGGAAUAUUUGAACAACAUAGUUUUUGUAUAAUUUUAACAAACAACGUGUUUCGCAGAGGUUUUAUUAUGCAAAAUAAAAAAAGGAAAUAAACCUAAAAUUAUAUCAAUGUGUGAUGUUGAUGUAAAGUUUGUUAUUGAAAUGUUUGUGACAACGUGAUACGUGUAACUAGCAUUUACGAAUAAACUAUUCGAGAAAAACUUAACACCGA
Molecule: messenger RNA, 851 nt
Organism: Trichoplusia ni (cabbage looper)
Lineage: Eukaryota; Metazoa; Arthropoda; Insecta; Lepidoptera; Noctuidae
Exons: 2
Coding region: 117-581 (154 amino acids)
Source: RefSeq, a predicted model, not a curated record